AUGUCUCCUCCCAUCCGUCAAGAUCAGCAUGGCCGGAACAAACAUACCCCGCAUUGCCCCUCUCCUCUCCUCUCUCUCUCCCCCUUCUCCCCCACCCCUCCGCGUGAAAUGACGGAGCCUUUACUUGAGACCGAUUGGAUUUCUCACGCUCCUCCAGCCACCUUUGAUGGCGGCCCGCAGACCUGGCCAAGCCUAGCCUCCAUUCGCCAGCCUGAUUCCCCCUCCCCCACUGACGCAAGAAAGCAGGCACACGCCCACUGUCGACCGAGCGCUUGCAUGCUUACCGCAUCCUUUUCGAAUAGUCUGUUUCUUGCGCUUCUUGUCGCGACACGUCUGUCAAGGUCUUCAGCUUUGUCUCUGCUGCCCUGCGUGCAAUUGUUUGGAUCGCAGCAUUCGUCUGCUUACGACAGGGUUUGCAACUACGUCACUAUCGCAAAUUCAAUCCUAAUCGCUGGAAACGGACAAUAUGGGUGUCGCGAAUCUUCUCCCUUUGGUGAUUCUAUUCGCUGUGGUCGGAGGUUUGGGCUGGGUUGGCUAUCAGGUUUGCCUUGCCCCUUUUACACAACUCUCCCCUGUCAUGAUCGUACUGUGGUCGCAUCGCAUCGCAUCGCAUCGCAUCGCAUUGCACACAAUGCGCCCUCCUCCAUUCCGCAACGCUUCCAGGGCGGGCUAACCCACACUUCCGACCACCAGAUCUUUCUCUACUCCAACGAGCUAGCCGAGCGCGGCGUCAAGAAGAUGGAAAAGAAGAAUGUCGUGUUUACAAAGGAUGGAGCGCGUGUGGGUGUCAAGGAGGUUACCGCAGAGGAGUAUGCGGAUAAGACGCAAAAGGCGUUUGUGAACACGUGGAAUGCGGCGCAUGACGGUGGCGAAUCGGUACGAGAGCGAGGAAGAUGA
Molecule: messenger RNA, 897 nt
Organism: Plenodomus lingam JN3
Lineage: Eukaryota; Fungi; Ascomycota; Dothideomycetes; Pleosporales; Leptosphaeriaceae
Source: RefSeq, a predicted model, not a curated record